AUGAAUCGAUUGGUGGCCAUAUUCAGUUUCUGCCUGCUUUUGGUGGCAGGACAAUCGGUGGAGGAAGCACAGGAGGCACAGGUGUUGCCUGAUAGCACCACCCCCUGGAUCGACGAAGGCUUUCCGAAUGGAUCUGAAGAGCUCACCGAACUACCCGUGUCCAUCGUAGAGGAGGAACCAAGUGACGUCCACAAGAUAAACUGGCUGCCCGUGUGGGAGGAGCAGGAGCAUCCCAGAUUCGUCCGCCAAGUGGUGGAGACGCCGGCUGCCUCCAUCCAGACCCCUGAGCUCUCAACUCACAGCUCUCCCAAGGAGACGGCGGAGGAUGUGCUGCUGCCCAAGGACAACAAGGAGUGCCCCAGCAAUGCCGAGCGGGGCCUGACCAAUCUCGUCCGGGUGGCCCGUCCAAUUCUGCCAGCUCCGCGACUGAGAAACAUCCUGGCGAAUGCCGUCGAGGACCCCCAGGUUCGGGAUUUGAUCAAGUUGCUCCGCAGCGAUGGCCUCAAGGCUCAAGUUCAGCGCUUGAGAGCCACGAAGCAGCACCAGGUGCUCCAUGACUACAUCUGCCAGCGGCUCAAGCUGGAUCCCGCCUAUUACUUGGAGUUUGUGAGGGUGUUCCUCGAUGUGCACAUCACCGACCCGCCUACCAGUAAGCUUCCCAGCCGCCGACCGGGAGUCCGAGGACUCCUCCUGGAUCUCCGCGACGCCCUGCCCCGCGCCACCCUGAGGGACAUGUACCUGCGACUCUACUCCUCCGACGCGGAGCUUGCGAACUCCAUUCGUCUCAUCCGCGGCUCCGAGUUCCGCCGACUGCUGCGGGAUCUGCGCACCCUCAAGGAGUACCGUUCCCUGGCCACCGAGCUGGAGAAGGCCGGAGUUCCACUGCGCCAGCUGCAGCAGCUGGUGGCCAAUGCCCUGGGCUGGACCACCGUGGACAUGGGCACCGAAACAGUGAUCUGGAGUGUUUAG
Molecule: messenger RNA, 969 nt
Organism: Drosophila takahashii
Lineage: Eukaryota; Metazoa; Arthropoda; Insecta; Diptera; Drosophilidae
Source: RefSeq, a predicted model, not a curated record